AUGUCAGAUGAGCUGCGCGCUGAGCUGGCAGAAUUCCGCCGCUUCUGCAUGAAGCGCUCCUGGCAGCAGCAGCACGAACCCAUCACUGCAGUGACCACUGAGAAGUACGUUGACCACCUCAGGCGGGUGCUGGGCUGGCUGUACAAGGAGCACGGCGUUCCCUUGGCGGAGCUGCGGCUGCGACAUGCGCUGCCCAGCGCAGAACGCUCGGGCGUCUCCGUGGCAUUCGACUACAUCGAGUGGCUCAACACCGAACGCAGCGUCAGCGCUUUCACCCAAGGCCUUGCGGUACGGUCCAUCAUGCAGGCAGCAAAGUUCCUCUACAGGGACGAGUCCAAGGCGCGACCUGACGAGGGCGAGAAAGCUUACCACGAUCUCAUGGUGGUGCGCGAGCUGCGCAAGAUGGCGAACGAGAGCAAGGCGGCCGGAAAAAUUGCGCCGCGCAGCGCCGAUGAAAAGCUCAAGUGGCUGGAGUGGCCCGAGUUUGUCACGGUGGUGCAGGAGCUGAGAAAGGAGUGCGCAGGCCGAGACUCUCAAGGGCGGCAGAGGGAGGGAUCAGCGGUUGCUUGGUCUCUGCAGCGCUACCUCAUCUUCGCCAUCCUCUCCUGCAUCCCAGACCGGCAGCGGACGCUGCGCGAAUUGAAGUAUGGGCGAACGCUGUUCAGGGAAGGCGAUAAGUGGGUGAUUCGUCACCAGGCGGGCGAUUAUAAGACCGGCCGCUCCUACGGCGAGCGCCCGCCCAUGGCCAUCGCGCCCCACGUCUACCCUGAGCUGGAGGCGUUCCUGGGCCACUGGCGCCAGUUCCUGCAGCCGGCGCACAAUCUGGUGUUCUCGCAAUUGAAUGGCAAGCCGCUCACGGAGCAGGGGCUGCACAAAAUGUUCCAAACGAGCGCCUUCCGCAUCUCCGGCAAAAAAACCAACCCCCACCUGGUUCGCGACAUGGUCGUCACCUAUCUCAGGGGGAAUGGUGCGAGCGAGAGGGAGUUGGAGGCGCUGGCAAUUUACAUGGGCCACAGCAUGGAGAUGCAGCGAGGCACCUACGACAGGCACGCCCUCUGA
Molecule: messenger RNA, 1059 nt
Organism: Coccomyxa subellipsoidea C-169
Lineage: Eukaryota; Viridiplantae; Chlorophyta; Trebouxiophyceae; Coccomyxaceae
Exons: 8
Coding region: 1-1059 (352 amino acids)
Biological process (GO): DNA integration; DNA recombination
Molecular function (GO): DNA binding
Source: RefSeq, a predicted model, not a curated record